AUGCCCGCCGUCUCUGUCCUUUACAAAGGAGCCAUCAUCAUCAGCAGGACACUCAUGGGACCGUACGGGAUGGACCGAACCGUGCACUGCUUCGAUUUCUACGACUGUGCGAACGGGCUGGGUAUUAAGGUAAUUGGUGGUAUCAAGGAACUGUCUGGAGAAGAAUACGGAGUUUAUGUCAAGAGGAUCCUUCCAGGGGGUGUUGCUUAUGUGGAUGGGCGCCUGCAGCCAGGAGACCAGAUCCUCGAGGUCAAUGGAGAUUCCCUAAUUGGAGUGACAAGUGAGAGGGCUGUGGACAUCCUGAGGACGGCAUCGGCCACCAGCCACAUGCGCCUUCUUAUAGCCCGCGAUGAUGACGCCAGGAGAGAGUUCUCCGAGCUGUUGGAGAAGUUUGGCUCCCAGAGCAACACCGGCUCUGCGCGGAGCUCGCCGAUCCUGCACGGCGGCAGUCGAUACCUGGAAAGCACAUCCUCAGGCUCCUCCUCGCGCUCACAGAGCCCGCUGCUGCUGAGCCCCGCCAAUUCCCACGGCCCCUUCAUCGGCAACCCGGCGCACCCCCCGCACGCACACUACUCCAUUGAAUCAGGAAUCCAGAGCAUUUCUAUAGCAAAGUCCUCCGGCUUAGGGCUGACGAUCAGUGGUGGAUCUAACAGGCCUGAUGGCCCAAUGAUUUAUGUUCAAGAGCUUAUGCCAGAUGGUGACUGUUACAAGGAUGGUCGGCUCCGACCCGGUGACCAACUGAUCGCUAUCAAUAAAGAUUCUUUGGUGGGCAGCACACAUGAAGAGGCCAGAAAAAUAAUUGCAAAAGCCAAACUCAGAAUACACGUGAAAACAAUUUUCCUGUGCCUUCUUUGUCACCGGAUGUUUGCCCACCAGAACUUACCGUCUCAGGUUCUGCAGUAUCUUGGUCUGGAUGUGACUGAGGAAAAGAAGAGGCAGUUACGGCAAAGCUUGACCACAGACUCGCAGGGGACGGUGGCCUACGGAGAUCUUCUCCAAGCACUCAGAGAUCUGAUGCAGGAGGAGCUGGAUGAAGCUGGUCUGGAUUCCAACUCUAUGCUCUUCACACAGCACGAAGUGGCAAGUUUGCUGGAUACAUCGGCUUUUCACUCCCCGGCCUUUGAUUCUCUCAGCUGUAACAGCAACGAGGAGCUGGAGCAGCUGCAGCUGGAAAUGAUGGAUCUGCGGCAAGAAGUCCGAAGGCUAAAGUCCCUCCUGAAAGAGGUGGAGAGCAGCAAGAAGUCAAUGGAAGAUGAGCUUCAGAGACUGAACCAGAAAGCUCUUGGCUUCCUCUCCGAGAACCGCACACUGCACAACAAGCUGCAGAUGGCUGAGGUUGUGCAGAGACAGGCUCACAGCGCGGAGCAGGACUACGAGGAAGUGAUCCACUUGCUGGAAGCUGAAAUUGCAGAACUGAAGAUACAAUUGGUGGGGAAGAAAGCAAAACACGUCUCUGAAAUUGAGGAGGACAUCCUGGAACUGAAGAGACAGUUGUCGCUGGCUGACGGCCAGUUACGAAAAUCAGAAGUCUCACGGAAGCGCCUGGAGAUCUGCAACAGGAAACUGCUCCUGUUUGUGCAG
This is a messenger RNA of Apaloderma vittatum (bar-tailed trogon), 1581 nucleotides long. RefSeq names its product syntaxin-binding protein 4-like. NCBI's taxonomy places the organism in Eukaryota, Metazoa, Chordata, Aves, Trogoniformes, Trogonidae. The record is from RefSeq and is a predicted model, not a curated record. The annotation marks the transcript as partial. Gene Ontology annotation, molecular function: protein binding. The transcript is spliced from 16 exons.